Messenger RNA from Ornithodoros turicata, 3475 nucleotides. RefSeq lists its product as uncharacterized. NCBI's taxonomy places the organism in Eukaryota, Metazoa, Arthropoda, Arachnida, Ixodida, Argasidae. The record is from RefSeq and is a predicted model, not a curated record. The transcript is spliced from 6 exons. The coding region runs from base 297 to 2261 and encodes 654 amino acids. Gene Ontology annotation, cellular component: membrane.
CCAUUUUCGCUGCAGGAUUGACUGAGGCUGCAUCUUCUACUGGUUCAUCUCUUCGUCUGCCAUCAUCAGGCGCCAACGCUGUUUUCUUGUGGUGUCACAGUUGUUAUAAUUAUCGCACCGUUCGUUAUUGGUGUCGUGCGUCUCACCAUGUGGAAACUGUUUGAUACUCCGCUCGAACUACGCGUGACAACAGGUUGGUGGAUGUGCGCCUAGCAACGGUGGAUUACUGCUGCGAUGCUCAGCGAACCGUUCUUGGAUACAUUAUUGGAUCACUGUGAAGCCCUCAGAACUUAAGGAUGGGAGUCAGCGUUAAAGUGCGGAAGCUACUUCCUUUGGUCUCUGUGACAUCAUUCUUCUUAUCAGCGGUAGCCGCUCUUGUUCCAUUCCUAACACUCCAGUUACGAUCUUUGGGAUUGUCGGACGAAGAAGUCGUCAUCAUCCACACGGCUGCCGCCUUCUGCAGUUCCCUUGGCCCUGUCAUCCUAGGACUCCUAGCGGAAAAGUGGUCCAAAUACAGGGGUGCACUGUUUGUUUCCAUCUUUUUCGCAGGCAUUGGUUAUGUCGCGCUUCUUGUAAUCCCUAAGAUAGUUCGCGUUCCACGGACUCCCCUCGUGGAAUUCGACUGCCCUUCAGGUUUGUACCUAGAAAGGUGUCCAGACUGGGACUCGUGCUCGGGAUCACGCCUUAACCCAAAAGGCAUUGCCACAUUCCGCCUAGCCAACUGCCAGUACAACUGUCCGCAAGAUGGAGCUCACAACACUUCUGCGAUUCAACCCAUUCACUUCUGUUUUCAAAGUCAUGAGGGAAACGUGUGUGUCUUUCACGAAGCCGGAAGUAAGGAGAACUCAACGGUGGAAUUUAGGGCAAGCUUCCUCGCGGCGACAGCGAGGACGUUAUACGGCGUUAAAGCCAAUGAGUUUCGGGAAUACGCUGGACGGAAGGGCGCAGACCAGGAUGCCGUGAUUGACGUUUGUAGUUUCGAUCUUCUGGCACCAAUCCUUGUCAACCAGAAGCAGUUUUCAGACUAUAUAUGUAGGCCACAUCCGGAAAAUUGUUUCAUUCGUUGCUCCGUGACUAUAGCAGAUGCCCUUGGACGACAAAUGCAUUCUGCACCGUGCGUGGGGGUACAGGCUGACCCCCGACUGACAUUCUGGGCUGCUCUUGGUGUGAGACUGUUUGCAGACUUUUGGGCAAUCAGUGCAUUCUACCUGUUAGAAGCCGUUACCAUUCUCAGCAUCAAUGAUUUCAAUGGUCUCUACGGGAAGAUCAAGCUAUGGGCUGCGUUCGGCAUGACUCUGUUCUCUGCUAUCGCUGGAUUGUUGGUAGAUUACUAUAGCUCGAUUGCGGGAACGACCGACUAUAGCCCAGCUGUACUGCUUUUUGCUGGGUUGGCCCUGAUAGCUUGUGCUCUUAUUCUGUCUUUGCCUUCCAUGGAUGAAAAGAAGCUGAACUUGACCAAUAGCUAUGCUUACACCCUGACUCCUGAGCCGCGUUUCUGUUCAUUGGACAUGACGUUUCUUGUCAUUUUGGUACUACUACUCGGUUGCAUAUGGGGAUACCUGGAGAUGUACCUGCAUUGGAUAUACGUGGACAUGGGCGGCAAUAACCUUCUCAUCGGCCUAUCCAUAGCUAUUCCCAUGGGUUGCUCUGCGCCCUUCAUAGCCAUAGCCAAGAGCUUGGUUCGGAAUAUUGGUCGGGCUAACUUGCUGGUGUUUGCCUUCAUGUUCUAUGCCACACGGACAGCUGGCUUGUCGUACGUGACUGCGCGUUGGUGGACGAUGCCUUUUGAAGCGAUGGAAGCAUUCACAUUGCCUGUGCUGUGGGUCGCCUUGGUAUCCUAUGGGCAGAAGCUCGUGUCCACAAGGCAGAGAUUGACUAUCCAGUGCCUGCUGAUCGUCUUGCACUUUUGUAUAGGUCGUGGUGCUGGCAGCAUAUCGGGAUACUUCCUAAAUGACGCCUUCGGCUAUCGGGCUACGUUCAGAGGCAUCGCAGUGGUUUCGGCUAGUGCGGGAAUUCUUUACCUCUUCCUCUACCACACGUGCAUCCGAAGAAUGCGAAGAAGAGCAAGUCGCAAGCGAGCAUCGAUGCCGGCAACAAUCAAUGGCGGCUGGUACCCGAUGCAGAAUUCACGGGCUAACGGCGACACUCCGGCACAUAGGCCAAUGAUGAGGGAUCAAGACGAUUCUGAUACUGGAGGCUUUGAAGAUGGCGUCAGUGGAAGAAACAGCUGGAACAAGAGAGACUACCACGCCAUGAAAUAACUAGGCUUUGUCAGACGGCAUCCGACCGAGUAGGUGCAGUGGCUGGCUGACAUAAGCUGGUAUCAUCCUGGCCUACGGGUGCCUGCCAUGUGUGCAUGUCAGUGAACAGAACAAACGAAAGUGACCGUGAAUCUCCCAAUGUCAUGCAGGACGCAUAGGUGCUGCGCGUCGGCCUUCAACGAAGAGUUCUAUGUUGGACAAAGCGACAAUAUUCACAGGAAACUAUUGUGCAGUGAGAAUGUUCAUACAUAUCAUCUGAUGCAACUAGGUCCGUAACUACGUGUCAACGAGGUGCUUUCCUGGUUGUGUUGCGAGUAAUGAACACUCGGUGGUUUCACGAAGAGAAACUUCUGACACACUGGACAACGUCUGCCGUCCUCGGUAGCUCAGUCGUUAACGUGCUGGCUUGCUGAGCUCGCGGGUUCGAUCCCGGCCGAGGGCGGUAACAGUGUGGGGGGAGGUAAACAUUGUUUCCAGCACCGUGUGUCGGAGAUUUCCGGCGCACGUCAAAAGAACCCCAGGUGGUCGAAAUUAUCCGCAGUCCUACCCUGCGGCACGUGCAACAUGUCGCCACACUAUAGGCAGACAAACCUUACGUGUAACAUCACGGUACCAUUCUUUGGACGUCUAGCAGGACUACUCGCUUACAGUAGUACGGGGUCGCACAACUCAUCACUAUGCAUAGUAGCAGAGAACAAUGUUUGAUAUACCUUAUAAACAGAAGGGGGGAAAGAUGACGCGGUGAGCGCCGUGUUCGAGGCAUUGUGGAUCUGGACGUGAAGAAUUCUGCAAAAUACACACGAACUUCACAUGUACUUUUAGGAAAGUGUUUUGUACAAAUAAUAUAUCAUUGUUGUCGUCAACUGUAUUACUUACAAAGUAUUCCAACAUUUAUGCUCUCCAUAGUACGUUUUUUAUUCCUAACUUCACGAGGUACAUAGGAAAGUAACGCUUUCGCUCCUCCUUAUUGUUCCACUACUUACUGCGAUGUUUCACAUGCGGACGGCUUUCUACGAUAAACUAGCUCUAGAAUUAAUGGACAGCCUCUGAAUAAGUGAACCACAUGUGCGAAUCAGUGGCACAUCACCAGUGAGGUUUUCAUUUCUCCCUUUUCUUGUUCACCCCUCAUUUCUUAUUCUUUACCAAUGGAUAGCAAGUCGACCUUGCGUCUGACUGACUUUUCCCAGUUUUUCGAAUAAACAUAUACCCCCUCC